This is a messenger RNA of Boeremia exigua, 1210 nucleotides long. RefSeq lists its product as uncharacterized. Gene Ontology annotation, molecular function: 4-hydroxy-tetrahydrodipicolinate synthase activity. NCBI's taxonomy places the organism in Eukaryota, Fungi, Ascomycota, Dothideomycetes, Pleosporales, Didymellaceae. Bases 127 to 1098 code for a protein of 323 amino acids. The record is from RefSeq and is a predicted model, not a curated record. The transcript has a single exon.
GCCCGAAAGGUCAUAUUCUCGCUGAACAUAUAAUGAGGCAGUAUUGGCCUUCAACUGAGUCCAUCAUCAUCCAUCUCGCUUCAUCAAUACACUACCAUUUCAACCAAUUACAUAUACCUUCACAACAUGGGUUCCAUGCCUGAGAUUCAGAAAGCACCUUUCAUUGACCUUGCUGGUCUUGUUCCUGCUCCUGUAACACCCUUCAACAAAGACGGCUCGGUCGAUUAUGCGGCUAUUCAGCGACUAGGCUCCUGGCUCGGUAGCAUAGCCGGAGUGAAGGGCCUGGUAGUGCUUGGCCAUGCGGGAGAAGGUACCUUUCUCACCCAGGAGGAACAAGUGGACGUCAUCAAGGCCUUUGUCAAGUCGGUCGACAACAAGAUCCCCAUCAUUGCUGGAAUUACCACCGAGGGCACAGAAGUUGCUGCACUCGAGGCUCAGCGUGCCAAGGCUGCAGGGGCACAAGCUGGUCUGCUGUACCCAAGCCACGGCUGGCUUCGCUUUGGCUACCAGCCUGGCGCACCCCAGGAUCGAUACAAGACCGUUUACGAGAAAUCUGGACUACCUCUCAUCCUGUUCCAGUACCCAGACAACACAAAGGCUACGUAUUCAUUGGAAACGCUGCUGGAUAUUGCCGCACAGCCCGGUGUCAUCGCGAUGAAGAAUGGCGUCCGCAACAUGCGUCGCUGGGACGUGGAAAUCCCUAUCAUCAAGAAGCAGAACCCUGAUCUCACAAUCUUGACAUGUCACGACGAGUACUUGCUCCACACCUGCUUUGAUGUUGAUGGCAUGCUUGUCGGCUAUGGCAACAUCGCCCCGGAACCGCUUCUGGAGAUGAUCGAGGCAGGCAAAGCGCGCGACUAUGCCCGUGCGAGAGCUGUCCACGAUAGGCUCCUACCUGUCACAAGGAACGUGUACCACCGCGGGUCGCAUAUGGAGGGCACCGUUGCUCUGAAGCACGGUCUGGUUGCGCGUGGAAUCUUGGAGCAUGCGACAGUACGAAGCGGUCUGCUGCCACUUGUUCAAGGAGCCGAGCAAGAGAUCCACGACGCAUUCAAGUCUGCGAAGCUUGGUAAGGUUGUGCCACCUAAAUCCGGGUGAGAGUACGUAGACUGUUCAAUUUGCAAUCCAAAAAUUUGAAAACUUUCAAAGAAGCCCGUCGAGUCCGUAGUCUGGUCCCAUCCACCAUGAUAGAUCGUCUUUGUUAAACAUC